This is a messenger RNA of Prosopis cineraria, 833 nucleotides long. Its product is annotated as glucosamine 6-phosphate N-acetyltransferase. The coding region runs from base 192 to 665 and encodes 157 amino acids. The record is from RefSeq and is a predicted model, not a curated record. Gene Ontology annotation, cellular component: endoplasmic reticulum; Golgi apparatus; endoplasmic reticulum-Golgi intermediate compartment. NCBI's taxonomy places the organism in Eukaryota, Viridiplantae, Streptophyta, Magnoliopsida, Fabales, Fabaceae. Gene Ontology annotation, molecular function: monosaccharide binding; glucosamine 6-phosphate N-acetyltransferase activity. The transcript has 2 exons. Gene Ontology annotation, biological process: UDP-N-acetylglucosamine biosynthetic process.
CUCAUCAGAGCCUCAAGUGACAGAUGCUGUUCAGAAGGCAAGGUUUCGAUCCCUCCAAAGCCAAAGGCUCAUAGCAUCUCAGUCGAGCUCUCCUCUCGCUCCCAAAGAACUAAGCCAAAGGCUUUGAUUGAUGUACGAUCAAUUUUUGCGGAGAAGUAACUUUUACAGAAACAGAAGUUGCGCUGAACAAGAUGCAGAACAAUGAGUCACCUGGCGUGGAGCAGAAGUUAAGAGUCAGAAAAUUAGAGAUCUCAGACAAGGGGAAAGGUUUCAUAGAGUUGCUGCAACAACUUAGUGUCUGUGAUUCAGUUUCUGACAAGGAAUUUCAGGAUCGAUUUCACGAGCUCAGUUCUAUCAGAGAUGAUCAUGUUAUAUGUGUUAUAGAAGAUGAACUUUGUGAGAGGAUUAUUGCUACAGGAAGUGUGUUCAUUGAAAAGAAGUUUCUAAGAAAUUGUGGCAAGGUUGGACAUAUUGAAGAUGUUGUUGUUCAUUCCAGUGCACGGGGGAAGCAAUUGGGAAAGAAAGUUAUCCAGUUCCUUACAGAUCAUGCCCGUUCAAUGGGGUGCUAUAAGGUGAUACUUGAUUGCAGUCUUGAGAACAAAGUGUUCUACGAGAAGUGUGGCUUUAAGCAGAAUUCUGUUCAGAUGGCCAUGUAUUUCGUUUGAGAAGUAGUGUUUUACCAACUGCCCUCAUUAUUUUGUUAUCGUUGAAUGUCCUUAUAAAAGGGUGUCGACUUAAAUCAGUGCUUGUUUUCAAGUUUUAUUAUCUGAGCAGAAAUGUCGUCUCAGACUCUGUGUUCAUGUAUGAGUAUGGGUUCAGGGAAUUAGCUCUUC